AUGGCGAAGAGUAAAUCACAAAAGGAAAACAAGAAGGAAGUCAUCCCAAAGACUGAAUCCAAAAAGGAAUCUAAAAAAGAAUCUAAAAAGGAUUCCAAAAAGUCUAACAAAAACACCGAUUCCAAAAUUGUCAAACCAGAAUCUAAAAAGACCACUAAGAAAGUUGUCGUUAACAAUGAUAUAGAAACUAAACUUUUUGGAAAUGUUUUGGAAGAAGGGAAUAUCAAUAAUUCUAUUAACUCGCUUUUUGGCGCAGGUGCCGGGCCAGUGAGUAGACCAAUGAAACAAAGAACUGUGUUGCCUGCCACUGUCAGAGAAGAGGAAACACAACAGGAACAACCAGAGGACGAUGAGGAAGGAGAGGAAGAGCAAGAGGAAAAAUCAAAUGAUAACACAAGUGAAGAAGAAUCGAAACCAAAGAAAAAGAGCAAGAACGAAGAUGAUGAUGACGACCUUGAAGCCAAGUACAUGGAACGUUUAAUGGGAAGCGAUGAAGAGGAAGGUGAAAAAUCAGACUCAAAGGACAAGAACGAAUUGGAAGAAGAAAAAGAAGAUGAUGAUGAUAAACCACAGGCUGCCAAAACUGCAAAAGCCAUCAACCUUAAAGAAGAGGAACUUGAAAAAGCCGAACGUACCUUAUUUGUGGGUAACGUUGUGUCGUCAGUGAUGAACAACAAAAAACAUACCAAAGAAUUGAAACAAAAGUUUGGAGCCUUUGGGGCUAUUGAAAGUGUUAGAUUCCGUUCUAUUGCUUUCAACGAACAAAUUCCAAAGAAAGUGGCAUUUAUUCAAAAGAAGUUCCACGACUUCAAGGACACCAUUAAUGCCUAUAUUGUUUUCAAAUCUAAGGACUCCCUUAAAGGUGCUCUUUCUCUAAACGGGGAAAUGUUCAUGGAACACCACUUGCGUGUGGAUUCCGUGGCCCAUCCUUUCAAAAAAGACAAUAACCGUUGUGUUUUCAUUGGGAACUUAGAAUUCACCGAAGUCGAAGAGACUUUAUGGAAGGCGUUCGAAAAAUGUGGGAAGAUUGAGUACGUUCGUAUUGUCAGAGACCCAAAGACAAAUAUGGGGAAAGGUAUAGCGUAUGUGCAAUUUGUAGAACCAGUCAGUGUUUCCAAGGCGUUGUUGUUGAACGGUAAGAAGAUGGAAAAUAAGAAGAGAGAUCUUAGAGUGGCUCGUUGCAAAAAGAGUAAUAACGAUAAGAAAGCAUUGAUUGAAGCCAAGGAAUUUAAGGGAAUGAGACUCAAUGAUAAACAAAAGACCAAACUUGGUAGAGCCAAGAGCGUUCUCGGGAAGAAAGAUAAGAAGGAAGCAGGUAAAUUCAUUAUUGAAGGGGCAAGAGCUCAAGAAGGCACUGGGGUCAGUGUCAAGAAUGGGAAGAUUAAGAAACCAAAGGUCAAGAAGCCUCGUUACACUGAACGUAGUAAACGUUUUAAGAAGCUUCAAGAAGAAGUUAAUUCAGGGAAAGUGAAAGUUUGA
This is a messenger RNA of Saccharomycopsis crataegensis, 1479 nucleotides long. It is a transcript of the gene NOP12, whose product is annotated as rRNA-processing protein NOP12. Bases 1 to 1479 code for a protein of 492 amino acids. The record is from RefSeq and is a predicted model, not a curated record. Gene Ontology annotation, molecular function: rRNA binding. Gene Ontology annotation, biological process: maturation of LSU-rRNA from tricistronic rRNA transcript (SSU-rRNA, 5.8S rRNA, LSU-rRNA). NCBI's taxonomy places the organism in Eukaryota, Fungi, Ascomycota, Saccharomycetes, Ascoideales, Saccharomycopsidaceae. Gene Ontology annotation, cellular component: nucleolus. The transcript has a single exon.